UCUUAUUUGAAAGUAUUUUAAAAAAUUUUAAAAACACAAGUCACGAGUAAAGUACUAUUCAUAUUUUAUCAUCUCAUAACAAUAAAAAUGCUAGUUAUAAAAUUUUUUCAAAUAAGACAGACGACUAAAGUUGAACACGAAAACUUAUGGCUGUUCUUAUUUUGGGAUGGAGGUAGUAUUGUUUUCGAUUAGUCCAACUAUAAAGGCUGCAAUUUUCUCUUCCAUUGCAUUUUUAACCCCUACUACUUGCCGCACCUUGUGACCAUUCCCGCCAUAAUCCUUGAACUGCUUGCUUGGUCUCACGAUGGGUCCCACUGACUGGCCGGAGCCGGCCGCCGGCGACGAGAGCAGCGCCGUCGUGUCCGACACCGACGAACACUCCGAGGAGAGCUCAGCCGAUGCCAACGCCGACGAGACGGCGACGCGCGUGCAGCGCCGGCUUGACGAGGGCGCGGACGCCGAGGCCGAGGAGAUGGCGGCGCGCAUGCAGCGGCGGGUGGAGGCGCUGCCGGGGAAGGCGCACGAGAGCGAGCCGUUCACCAUCUUCCGCGUCGCCGGCCCGAUGCGCGGCCGCAACCGCCACCUCUACGAGCCCCAGAUGGUCUCCGUCGGCCCCUUCCACCGCGGCGCCGCCCGCCUCCGCGCCAUGGAGGAGCACAAGUGGCGCUACCUCCGCGACCUCCUCGCCCGCAACAACCCCGGCGGCGACGCGCCGCUCGCCGCCUACGCCCGCGCCGCCCGCGAGCUCGAGCCCGCGGCGCGCCGCCGCUACGCCGAGCCCGUCGCACUCCCGCCGCGGGAGUUCGCCGAGAUGCUCCUCCUCGACGGCUGCUUCAUCGUCGAGUUCUUCCUCAAGGGCGAGGACCGCGCCGCCGACGCGCUCGUCGACGCCGCGUGGGCGAUGCAGAACGUGUACAACGACCUCUUCCUCCUCGAGAACCAGCUCCCCUUCUUCGUCGUCGAGCGCUUCUACGACAUCGCCACCGGCGGCCUCGGCCGCGACUACCUCGUCACAAGCCUCCUCGCCAAGUACCUCACCAUGGACACCCCUCAGGACGCCGCCACGGCGCGGCCGCCCGACGGCGAGAUCCUCCACCUCCUCCACCUCUACUACCACUGGUUCUUGCCACCGGAGGAGAGGACGAGCGACAGCGGCGGCGGCGCCGCCGGCAAGGAGGAGGAGGAGGACGAGGCGUUCUGGGACGAGUGGCUGGCGAAGCCGAUCCACGAGCGGGUGCCAUGGCAGAUGCCGCCGGCGACGGAGCUGCAGGACGCCGGGGUGACGUUCCGGGCCAAGGCGUCGCCGCGCAGCCUCGUGGACGUCACGUUCGACCGGCGUGGCGGCGUGAUGGAGAUCCCGACGGCGGAGAACUACGCGAACCGCGCCAUGCUCGCCAACCUGGUGGCGUACGAGCAGAGCCGGGGGCGGCGGGAGAUGCAGCGGGUGGCGAGCUACGCGCUCCUCAUGGCGUCGCUCGCCGACGGGCGGCGCGACGCGGAGGCGCUGCACCGCGCCGGGGUGCUCGCCGGGGGGGACGUGGACGAGGCGGCGGCGUUCUACGCGCACCUGUGCCCGCCGCCGGAGGCCGUGAACAACUGCUACGGCGAGGUGUACGGCGGCGUGAGGGAGUACUGCGGCCGGAGCUGGAACCGCCACCGCGCCGUGCUGGCGCACGACUACUUCAGCAACCCGUGGACGAGCAUGUCCGCCGCCGCCGCCGUCCUCCUCCUCCUCCUCACCGUCGUCCAGACCGUCUACACCGUUCUACCCUACUACCAUCCCACCUAAUCACACACCUACUAUUGCAUGUAUUGUAUCGUAUCGUACCUUUUUUUAAUCCCAUUCUUGGAAGAGAUCAUUAGCGCAUAAUCCUACUCUGUAAAAUAGUAGUAACAUCUUUUUAAUUGCACAUGUACUCUUCCGUUACAAAGGCUCUGUUCGGCAGCCAUACAAGCUGCGGCUGCUACAUCACAAAUUCACUGCAAGGUGCAAGCUGCAGCAAUUCUCAA
This is a messenger RNA of Oryza sativa Japonica Group (Japanese rice), 2010 nucleotides long. Its product is annotated as UPF0481 protein At3g47200. The record is from RefSeq and is a predicted model, not a curated record. Lineage: Eukaryota; Viridiplantae; Streptophyta; Magnoliopsida; Poales; Poaceae.